This is a messenger RNA of Parascedosporium putredinis, 2064 nucleotides long. The record is from the annotation of a GenBank genome assembly. Lineage: Eukaryota; Fungi; Ascomycota; Sordariomycetes; Microascales; Microascaceae.
AUGUCGACCAACGGGCACGCCGCCAACGGCGCCUCCCAUGCCGAGCACCUCACCGUCAUCAUCGUCGGCGCCGGCAUCGCCGGGUUGAGCGCCGCCAUCUUCCUGCGCCAGCAGGGCCACAAGGUCACCAUGCUGGAGAGCUCCCGCUUCGCCAACGAGGUCGGCGCCGCGCUGCACAUCGCUCCCAACUCCAACGGCCUGCUCAAGAGGAUGGGCAUCCGUGCUGAAGACAUCAACGGGACGCUGAUGAGAUCGGUCACCGAAUACAACGAGGCCAACGUUCUCAGCCGCGACGUCGACUUGACCCAGGCGAACAAGAUAUGGCAGCAUGACUGGACGCUGCUCCACCGCGUGCACCUGCACGAGGAACUAAAGAGGAGAGCUACGUCCCCCGACGGUCCCGGGUUCCCCGUCGAGCUCCGGACGUCGAGUCGCGUGAUCGACGUCGACCCGGCUACGGCGACCGCCACUCUAGAAGGAGGAGAGCAGGUGGUGGGCGAUGUGGUUCUCGGAGGUGACGGUGUCAAGUCUGUCACUCGAUCCAAGAUCCCCGGCGGCGACGUGAAGCCCAAGCCAUCCGGCAAGAGCGCCUUCAGGUUCCUCGUGCCCCGCCAGGUCGCCUUGGACGACCCCGUCACCAAAGACUUUGUUUCGCGGGAUGGCCAGUUGAUAAUAUGGUACGGAGAGGACAGGAGGGUCGUCAUGUACCCCUGCGACGCCAACCGCCAGCUCAACUUUGUCUGCAUCCACCCGCGAGACGAGAGCUUGUCCAUCGGGGCUGCCGAGGGCGAAUGGAAUACGUCUGUGGGCAAAAGCUGCCUUCUCGAGGUAUUCAAAAACUUUCACCCCUCCGUUCUCGCCCUCUUGGACAAGGCCGAGGCGGACUCCCUCAAGGUGAAGCUCGCCCUCCUCGGCGAUGCCGCCCACCCUUUCCUACCUCAUCAGGGACAGGGCGGUGGCUGCGCGAUCGAGGAUGCCGCGUCGCUCGGCGUGGUACUUCAGCGCGGUGUUCAACCGGAGGAGGUACCUGAGAGGCUGCGCUUGUUUGAAAAGUUCCGCAUGGAGCGCGCCCACCAAGUGCAAGAGUACUCCCGACUAGCCGGCCUCGAUCUCAGCGAACGAAAACUAGACAUGAUGGAAUACACAAACUACAACUUUGGCCACGACGAAUGGGACUAUUCCAGCAACGCCUUCCGCCGCUGGGACUGGGCCCGCAAGCCCCACCUCUACUGGCGCAUGCCCGUCUCCUUCGGCCCCAUGCCCGGCCCCCGGCAGACGUUCGAAGGCGUGCCCCGCAACGCGCUCGACUCCACCUUCACCACCGCCUCCAUCAAGUUCAAGACCUCGCGCACCCUCCUCCAGAACCUCUUCCCGUCCUCUUCCUUCCGAUUCAAGAGCCCCGGCACCGUCGCGUACGCCAGCUUCUCCCAAACCACCCUCAACAAGAUGGAGUGGCUCGGCGGCUCCGGCUACCGCCACAUCGGCUUGUACAUCCACGGCGUCGAGUUCGUGCAAAAGAGCGGCGAGGUGCUCCACGGCACGUUUAUGCCCAUCCUCUUCGAGAGCCUCACGGACCCCAUCGUCAGCGGCCGCGAGGAACUCGGCAUGCCCAAACUCUACUGCUCCGUCGACUUGUGGCGGCGCAAGGAUAGCUUCCGGAUCCAGACGGGCUGGCAGGGCGCCACGUUUGGCAACUUCCUCCUCGAGGGGCUUCAGGAGGUGGAUCCCGCCGCGGAUAAGGGUACUAUUGGUGGCGAGGACGACGACGGCAUCUUUGCGUACAAGUACAUACCUCGCGUCGGGGACCGCGGCAAGGCCGACGUCGAGCACGCGACGUUUGUGCCCCACGCGCAGGAGGCGCAUGUCGUGCCCAGCACGGUCAGCAAGGUGUACAAGGCCACCAAGGCCAGCUUCGAGCUGGAUCCCCUCGACUGGGAGUCGCUUCCUACCCUGCACCAUGUCGUUUCGCGGCUGGCUGAGAUUCCCGUGUACGAGGUGAUUAGCGCCAAGCUCGUGGAGGGAACUGGCGUGCCUGACGUGUCGAGUGCCCGGAGGAUUGAUUAG